UCCGUGUUAAUGUUUUACGGUCUUACCACAAUGAUCCCGAUUCCUUCUGAAAUAAAUAUAAUCAUAUGUGACAUGUAAUAUUACUUCCCUUUUGACUUUUGCUCCAAAAUAUAGGUAUUCAGAAACUAUUUGAAAAAUGCUGUAAUAUUAGGACUGGCUGUAUAUGUUGCAUGAAAGUAUUACGGGGCGUUAAACGCCAACCUUCGUGUGUUUUGAUACUGUUGCUCAUUAAUUUUGAAAAUAACACUUAGUGCUGUAGUGAUCAUAAUCGUUAAUAAAUUCGAUACCAACACGUGGCAGCGUAUUGUCAAAAUAGCAGUGCUGCACACGUUGAUGCAAGGAGUGGGCUACAUUAGUUUUAUCUAUUGAAAAUUCGGUAUGAAAUAUGAGUACUGUAAAACUGAUUUCAUCUACGAAACAUCACGGGGUGACAGUAGUGUUCAAAGUGGAAGUGUAUUCGAUUCAACGUUGCAAAAUACGUGGAAAGCCGCGUUGGAGCGUGGUGUCUUCCGAUACGCUUUAAAUAUACAACAUUCUAAAAUUCUAGAGGGAAAAUUUUCUUUUGUGGCACAGGUGAGAAACAAUAAAAGACCUAUAAGAAACGCUACAGCCUAUAUUGUUUUAUUAAUCUGGAAUUUUUGCAAAAACUGUCAUCAGUUAAAUACAGAUCGCGCUCUUAAAAGAAGGGCCCCCGAGGAAAUAACAAGCCUGACGCAGCCCUUUGACCAUGACAGAUUUAAUUUUACGAAAAUAGACGAGACUGAAAUACUUUUUGAGCUGAGAAGAAAAUGUGACACAUCAACAAAUAGGCAUUGUGUGAUAAUUAAUGAGAGCCCACUAGAGUUUGGGCAUUGUUUACUUUUACCCUCACGGCUGAACUGCUUACCACAAAUUGCUACACAACAUAGUCUGCAGCUGGCAAUAGAAAUUAUGCUUCUUAGUUCAAAUCCGGCAUUUCGUGUAGGUUUUAACAGCCUCUGUGGCUAUGCAUCUGUGAAUCAUCUCCACUAUCAUGGUUAUUACCUUAAUUACUCCAUGCUCCUGGAGCACAUUUCUGUGCAGCACUUGAGUGGCCCAUGUUUCAUACUGGUCAACUAUCCAGCGAAAGGAUUUGUCUUUCAGCUGCCAUCGGAUAAAUGUCCAGAAACCUUAGCAAGGGAUGUAUUCAAGCUAACAAAUUUUCUAGUAUGCAACAAUGUAGCACACAAUAUAUAUAUAACCAGAGGAACUGAUUUUUCCUCUUCGCAUACAAACUCUAAAAUUUGCAACACAGUCCGUGUUUAUGUGUGGGCGAGGAAAUCUUCUUCAGGAGCAAAACAAAAUGAUGCUUUCAAUCCUGCAAUAUGUGAGCUGAUUGGCCAUCUCAGUGUUAAAACAGAAGCAGCAUAUUGGUCUCUGACAGAAGAGCAGGUGGUUGAAAUGCUAAGUGAUGUUUGUGAGGGUCCUUUUGGACAGGUUACAGAUUCUGUGAAGGAAUUGUUUGAAGACUAAGACAGUGCUCAUUGUGUUCAGAUGAUGUGGCAUCCAGUGAUCAUGUUAAUUACAAAAUGUUAAAUGGUACAGAAUAAAUAAAUCAAAUAUUGUACAACUACUUAACA
Messenger RNA from Schistocerca cancellata (South American locust), 1598 nucleotides. Its product is annotated as GDP-D-glucose phosphorylase 1. The coding region runs from base 379 to 1491 and encodes 370 amino acids. The transcript has 7 exons. The record is from RefSeq and is a predicted model, not a curated record. Gene Ontology annotation, cellular component: cytoplasm. Gene Ontology annotation, biological process: glucose metabolic process. NCBI's taxonomy places the organism in Eukaryota, Metazoa, Arthropoda, Insecta, Orthoptera, Acrididae. Gene Ontology annotation, molecular function: GDP-D-glucose phosphorylase activity.